Molecule: messenger RNA, 2160 nt
Organism: Scheffersomyces coipomensis
Lineage: Eukaryota; Fungi; Ascomycota; Pichiomycetes; Serinales; Debaryomycetaceae
Exons: 1
Coding region: 407-1756 (449 amino acids)
Biological process (GO): mRNA splice site recognition
Cellular component (GO): cytosol
Molecular function (GO): mRNA binding
Source: RefSeq, a predicted model, not a curated record
AUGGUUACACAUACAAGUGUGAUAUGUGGUCGUUAGGUGUGAUGUGUCAUAUUUUAUUAUCAGGAGUAUCACCAUUUUAUUCCGAUACUGGUAGCAAAAAAAUGAUCGAAAAAGCUAGAAUUGGAUUAAUUAAUUAUGAGAUUGAUCAGUUUAAACUGGUAUCUGCAAGAGCUAAGAAUUUCAUCUCAGGAUUGAUUCAAUUAGAUGCCAAUCAAAGAUUAAGUGUUAAUGAUUGUUUCAAUCAUAAAUGGAUCUUGUUAAAUAAAGAUUUAUUAGAUCGUGCGUAUGAAGAAAAAGUGUUAGGAAAUAAAUAGUUGUAAAAUGCGAUUUGUGAAUAAUUUUUAUAAAUAAUAUAUAUCACCACUUAACCUUUGCAACAUAUAAAUAUAUACCCCACCAUAACGUCAUGUCAUCCAGUUAUAGACCAAGAGGAGGGUUCAGCCAAAGAGGUAGGCCGAGACAAUUAGGUCUGCCUGGUCCCAGUUAUAGAAAUAAUCAAACCAGUACAUAUAAACCAUCUUCAUCAUCACCAUCACCACAAUCACAACUGAGUACUUACAGACCUCAAGGUAAUAGGAAUGGAUACCAUCAACAAUAUAAUAAUAGAUCGAAUAAUAAUUAUAGUAAUUAUAAUAGCUCAAACAAUAAUAACAGUUCAAAUAACAAUCAAGAGCCACAACAUCUGUUAUGGAUGGGAGAUCUUGAUCCUCAAUGGGAUGAAACAACCAUAUUGGAGAUAUGGAAAGCUGUGGAUGAACAACCAACAUCGGUUAAGAUAAAACAAGAUAAACUCAGUCAGAAGCCAAUGUAUUGUUUUGUUUCCUUCGCUACUCAACAAGAAGUUGAAAAAGCAAUUAAUAGAAAUGGACUUCCAAUCCCAGGUACAACAAAAUCAUUCAAAUUGAAUCGUGCAAGUGGAUCCACCAAUGUCCAAAGUAACAGUCUGGUGAUUAAGAGAACCGGUACUGUUGUUACUCCAAGAAAUGAAUUUUCCAUAUUUAUUGGUGAUAUAGAUCAAAGUGUUACGGAAAAGGAUUUAUUUGACAUAUUUAAUGAUAAAUAUCCUAAACAGAUUAUACAAGUUAGAAUCAUGGUUGAUCUUGUUACUAGAAUAUCAAAAGGAUUUGGAUUUGCAAGGUUUAUCAAUCUGGAAGUUAUGGAAAAAGCAUUAUCAGAAUUGAAUGGUACAGUUGUUGGAGGUAGGGCCUUGAGACUAGGUCAAGCUGCUAACUCAACUAUUUCUGCUACACCUACAGCUGAAAUUAAAACAGCUCCUGGUAUAAAAAUAAAUCAUCAUCCACAGUCUCAACCCCCAUUAAAUCAAUUCACUGAUCCUGAUAAUACUACAGUUAUCGUGAAAGGUUUAGAUUCAAAAUUCACUGAAAAUGAAGUUGUACAAUAUUUUAUUUCUUAUGGAGAUAUCAUCAGUUUCAAAAUGUCUGAUGAUCUUGCGAGUGCUACAAUAGAAUACUAUUUACGUUCUUCAGCUGAAUCGGCAUUGCUAUUAUUAAAUGGCUUACUUAUAAAAAACCGCAGAUUAACUGUGAAUUGGGGUAAUAAGGAAAAAUCAUACAAGAAGCGUAAAUUUGCUCCACUUGUUUAUAACUCAUUCGGUGCCACUCCAAUUAGAUUUGAUAAGACUAAGAAGGAAAAAGUCGAAGCAUCCAUGUCCAGAUCUUCAAAAUCCACAGUUAAUGAUUUGAAUAGUAUAUAUACAACAAAGAAACUAGCACGGGAUGCCAUACUUAAUGAAUAGAAGUCUAUGCAUGAUCAGUUUCUAGUGAUCCUGGGCAGAAAUCAUCAAGAUCUUUGUCAUCUUUAUAACUACAACCACAAUACCAGCAAUAGUUAUGAUUAGUCCUCAAGUAAUGAAUUAAUUUUAAUAAUUUAUCAUCAUAAUCAUCGUAGUCUUCGAUUUUCUCUUUUAAGAUGAAUUUCUGAACGUAUUCUCUCCAAAGUAGGUUAACAUUAUCAAUGAUGUGAUCUUGAUGAAAUUUAUCAGCUUCUCCACUCAAUUCAAAACAUAGUUUCAUAAUACUAUUCACUUGCUUUUUAUUCUUAUUAGUCAAUCGAUUAUCAAUUCUAUCCUUUGUAUAUAUGGAGUAAUCCUUAUCUGUUAAUAUGAUCUUCUUGGGAGCUCCUAGACCCAUGUUAUCAGUU